Theileria orientalis strain Shintoku is the source of this 678-nucleotide messenger RNA. RefSeq names its product nucleoside diphosphate hydrolase. The transcript has 4 exons. Lineage: Eukaryota; Apicomplexa; Aconoidasida; Piroplasmida; Theileriidae. Gene Ontology annotation, biological process: nucleoside phosphate metabolic process; ribose phosphate metabolic process. The record is from RefSeq and is a predicted model, not a curated record. Bases 1 to 678 code for a protein of 225 amino acids.
AUGGAACUUCAAACCCCGCCUAAGGGUACCAUUAAACUUUUAAAAAGGGUUUAUAUUAACAAGUCACCCUGGAUCCAACUCGAAAGGAUAUACUAUAAGGAGCUGGAUUCCAACGAUACCAACAGACCUGACGUUGAUGGUUUGUUUUUCGAGUUAUUCACCUUUUUAGAGCCUUUUGUUCCCGUUCAGUGCGACGAUAACGGCGCUCCCAUUAACUUACAAAAAAACGUCAGAUACUGGGACGUGUUUUCCAGAAGGCAGGUCAAUCAGCCAUCUCAUCCAAACUCCGCGACGACUUUGGCCUUUUGUUAUAAACUGGUUGAUAACAAAUACUCCUUUUUCUUGUCGGUCGUUGAGCAGUUCAGGCCCUCGGUCAAUGUGCACACUCUUGAGUUCCCAAGUGGCAUCUGCGACCCUGGAGAAGACACGACAACCUGUGGUCUUCGUGAAUUGAAGGAGGAAACGGGUUAUACGGGUGUGCUACUUAGGAAGAGUCCUAACCUGCCCACGUCGGUUUUAGGCAACGACAACACUUGUUUAAUCACCGUCCUGGUUGAUUUGGACUUGGAUGUAAAUUUAAAUCCCGUUCAAAGCCUCGAGCCCACGGAAACGAUCACUGCUCACGUGUUUCCACUUUGUAAUCUCCUUGAGGUUUGUUGCUCACUUCAGCUGAGUUAA